AUGUACAAGUCUUCUCUUCCGGUCAUCUUCAGCAUCGUAGCCGGACUAAUCUUUUCUGUGCCUUGCGCCGCCGUCAGUCCACAAGCACGGUGGACCAUCGGACAAACAGUUCAGACCUCCAGCGGGCCCGUCCGAGGACAUGCCGCUCCUCAUGCUAGCAAUGUGUCGGAGUAUCUAGCCAUUCCGUACGCCUUGCCGCCAGUGGGCAACCUGCGAUUCCAGCCUCCUGUCAGGUAUCGGGGGAACACCACAAUUAGUGGCGAGACCUUUGGUCCCGCAUGCAUUUCUUCGAAUCUGACAGCAUACGACGACCGACUGCCAGACAAGCUCAUUGAGCAAUACGGCGUCACCAGCGUCGGCCAAAAGUUCUUAGCAGAGAUAGGGCAUCCCAAUGUGACUUUCAGUGAAGAUUGUCUUACCCUGAAUGUCUGGACGAAGCCGCAGACCGGCGAGAAGAAGAAGGCCGUGAUGAUCUGGGUACAUGGAGGGUCCUUCGUCUCCGGAAGUUCGGCAAUUCCAAUGUACAAUGGCCAGUUCUUUGCCGACCAAGAGGACAUUGUCCUUGUUUCUAUCAACUAUCGCCUCAGCUUUUUCGGUUUCCCCGGAAAUUCACCAAGCAGCUUCAACCUAGGUCUCCUGGAUCAACGCUUAGCAGUCGAGUGGGUGAGGGACAAUAUCGCUGCCUUUAGCGGUGACCCAUCUCGAAUCACUCUCUUCGGCGAGUCCGCCGGUGGUACCUCUGUUGACCACUAUUCAUACGCCUGGAAGGACGACCCCAUCGUCCAUGCCCUGAUUGUGCAAUCCGGCAAUGUAGCUCGCAUCGGAGGCCGCACCGCUGAGCAGGCCCGUACGCUCUGGCUCAAUGCUUCGGAGGCUCUCGGCUGCGGAAACCAGAGCACACAUGAUCAACAGAUCUACGACUGCAUGAUCACCAAGCCUGCUGGGGACAUAGCUCGUCACCUUGUCAACACCAUGGCCACGACCGUGAACCUACCUUACAGCCCGGCCGCCGACGACAUCCUCGUCUUCAGUAACUACGCGGAUCGCCCAGCGGCUGCCGUUCCUAUGCUCGUUGGGACCACCGACUUUGAAAACGGCCUGUUCCGCGUCUAUGUGGACGAGCCGUUACCUGACGACGCCUGGAUCCAGCAGAAUCAGGCUCUCUUCAACUGUCCGGUAGCUGCACGAGCCAAUAUCUCUGUUCAGCAGGGCAAUCCGACUUGGAGAUACCGCUAUUUCGGCGAAUUCCCAAAUAUGAUGCUCUCCACAAAGGCGCCUAGCGGAGCAUACCACUCCUCUGAGGUGCCAGUGCUCUUCGACACGGUCGCACAAGACCUCAUUCCCAAUACGGCUGAGGAAGUCGCCAUCGGACGGUAUAUGCGUGGUGCGUGGGCUGCAUUCGCUCGAGAUCCAGUCUCCGGACUAGAGCGAUAUGACGGAUGGCCUCAAUAUGAGGCGGGUGAGGAAACACUCAUCCGGCUGGGAUUCAAUAAUAGGACCGGACCGAACCUGGCAAUGGGCAAUCUCUAUGAUAAGGGGUGUUGA
This is a messenger RNA of Aspergillus lentulus, 1545 nucleotides long. The record is from RefSeq and is a predicted model, not a curated record. Lineage: Eukaryota; Fungi; Ascomycota; Eurotiomycetes; Eurotiales; Aspergillaceae.